Exserohilum turcica Et28A is the source of this 2514-nucleotide messenger RNA. RefSeq lists its product as uncharacterized. NCBI's taxonomy places the organism in Eukaryota, Fungi, Ascomycota, Dothideomycetes, Pleosporales, Pleosporaceae. The record is from RefSeq and is a predicted model, not a curated record. The coding region runs from base 4 to 2070 and encodes 688 amino acids. Gene Ontology annotation, molecular function: protein binding. The transcript has 5 exons.
GUCAUGGAUCCCGACUACUUCACGCCCGCCGGCGACCAUCGAGACGCCCCAGCCGCCCACAUCGACGACUCGGACACCGACAUGGCCGCCUCGGCCAGCGCAACCGCCUCGUCCUCGCGCUCCGCCAUGUACACCUCGCCCAGUGUCCACGGGCGCAAAGGCCGCAUGUCUCGCUCAGGAGCACCGCGGCCCAUCAUCACGCCCACGAGCCCGCUUUCGUCCACGAUACCCCACAACCUGCUGCCCUCGGCCCCGGCCUCGCCGCCCACGCCCGCCCCCAGUCCCACGCCCACGCAGCGGGUCCCCGACUGGAGCACUGCCGCCGAGCACGAGGAUGGCGACAUCAAGAGCAUACGCGCACAGUUUGGCGACAUGAACCGCGCAGAGCGCAUGCGCCUGCUGGGCGAGCUGCUCAACCUGUGCGACAGCCAGGAGCUGAGCUUCGUCGCCGAGUUUGUCAGUCCCCGGCUCAAGAAGGAUCCCUUCAUGGUCCUGCCUACCGAGCUGUGCCUCAGAAUCCUCGAGUGUGUCGACGACCCCACAACCCUCGCCCGAGCAUCCCAAGUCUCGAAGAAAUGGCGCGAGCUUGUCAAUGACGACAGUGCCUGGAGGCUGUUGUGCCACAAGUUUUCAUUCCGCGCCCUGCCCAAGGAGGACAAGAUGGAAGACGAGGAGCCCCCGGCCGAUGAAAUGGAGGCGACCGAGUCCAAGCCGUGGUGGCAGGAGGACGAGCGCGCGCCGAGGGUCGACGAUGUGUCAGCAAGAGACCACCUCGAAGCUGGGCCCUCAAAUAGUGGUUCCGAGGGUCUGCGCACCCAGAGCCUCGACCGUGCAGCCAAGAGGAAGCCCUCGCCCCGGAAACCCCAGGCAACCACAUAUCGAUCACAUUUCAAGCAGCGAUACAUGGUCGAGACGGCCUGGCGCAACGGAGGCGUGUGCGAUGCCCGCCAGAUUACCCCAGAUCAGGGUGUGGUGACCAGCCUGCAUCUGACCAACAAGUACAUUGUCGUUGCGCUCGACAAUGCCAAGAUCCACGUCUUCGAUACCGUCGGUGACCACCAAAAGACGCUCCAAGGACACGUUAUGGGCGUGUGGGCCAUGGUGCCCUGGGGUGACCUUUUGGUUAGUGGAGGUUGUGAUCGUGACGUUCGCGUCUGGAACCUUGCGACCGGUUUCCCCCAGUUUACCCUCCGUGGUCACACUUCAACAGUGCGAUGUCUGAAGAUGUCGGAUGCCAAUACAGCUAUAUCCGGAUCCAGAGAUACGACACUGCGUAUUUGGGACCUAAAGAAGGGAUUGUGCAAGCAUGUACUCAUUGGCCACCAGGCUAGCGUCCGAUGCCUCGAGAUACAUGGUGACAUUGUUGUCUCUGGCAGCUACGAUACCACAGCAAAGAUUUGGAGUAUAUCCGAGGGCAAGUGCCUACGCACACUCACCGGACACUUUAGCCAGAUUUAUGCCAUUGCCUUUGACGGCAAAAAGAUUGCAACUGGAAGUCUGGACACCAGCGUCCGGAUAUGGGAUCCCAACGAUGGCAAAUGUCUGGCUGUACUACAAGGCCACACCUCGCUUGUCGGACAACUUCAGAUGCGCGAUGAUAUCCUGGUGACUGGUGGAUCAGACGGUUCGGUCCGUGUGUGGAGCCUUGCAACCUACCAAGCUAUACACCGAUUAGCCGCGCACGAUAAUAGCGUCACAAGUCUGCAGUUCGACAACACCAGGAUUGUCAGCGGUGGCAGUGAUGGUCGUGUCAAAGUCUGGGACCUCAAGACUGGUGUUCCUGUGCGUGAAUUGAGCAGCCCUGCCGAGGCUGUCUGGAGAGUAGUGUUUGAGGAAGAGAAGGCUGUUAUCAUGGCCAGUCGGGGCGGCCGAACGAUUAUGGAGGUAUGGGAUUUCUCGCCCCCUGCCGAAGAGGAUUAUGACUUGCGAUCCUCGACCCCAGCAAGUAUGCCCGAUCGCCUCGAAGUAGACUACACCCGUCCACGAUCUGCCAUUCUCCCUGCAACUUCUCCGCUUGUACAGGAUACCAGCGCUGGUGAUGUCACCAUGGAUGACGUAGCCGAUUCGUAGUAGGAACGAGAGGAAUGGUGAAGAAUCAUCAGCGCAGCGGAAAAUGCUCGGCAUAACUUCCGCACCCCUCGUACCAAGGCAGUAAUCACGACAAGGGCACGUACGAGAGACAUCGAGGCCACGAGAGAGAGAGGCUUGUGCAUGAAGCCAGAGCCAGGCUGUGGCAGCCUGUGCUUGUGAGUACUCACCUUGGGCGUAGCACGCAUUGCCAAACACACGUUAUACCCAUCGGCAGUCACGAAUACCAUGACGAACCGAGCACGCCUGUUGUUCAACAAUGUACAUCAACGGUCACGCAUUCACGGACCAAUUGUUGUCAAACUACUAUUUGUUCAGAUACCAUGAGCGGACGAGCGAUCGACAUUUCCUUGCAUCUUCAGGCGUCAAAACUGCAUACACAAACAAACACUCACCCAAGUCAAUCAAUGCUCCCCUUUAUUUUCU